GCGCUCCCUGCGUACGCACACGCGUGUGAACAGGCCCGCGCACGCUCCCGUCUCGCUGCCGCACAAGGGCACACGCGUGUGCGAGGCAGCGGUGCUGGCAGGCUCCCUGCCACGCCGGUAUGGGGACGGGGUGUCUGUUGUCCCCAAGUGUCCCCCACUGUCCCCCAGAUGCCAUCCCACUACCCACGAGUGGGGACCACCAGGACAAGCCCACCCAGGGGACACCCCCCCCCCCCCCCCCCAACAAGGGGACGCGGGAGCCCCUCGGCAGCCCCACUCCUCUCCACGUUCUGGAGGGGCUCGGGUACCGCGGCACCUUGGUGGCAGGACGUGGCCGUGGUGGGGGUCCCCCCUCUGUGUCCCUAGUGGGACCCCCCCCAGGAGGGCCCCCCCCCCCCGGCCAGGCCAGCCCCGCUGCCUCCGUCAAUCAGCCCUGGCCCCGUUCCCGGGUGCUGGUGAAGAUGGAGGCCCCCGAGCUGCUCCGGGUCUGGGUGCUGGCAGUGGCCCUGGGGGGGUCCCGGGCCACCCUCCCCGACCACCAUGUCCUCCCUGACCACCGUGUCUCCUCCGAGACCGGAGCCGUCUUCGUCCACGAGCUGGAGCGGGACCUGUUCCAGGAAGCCUUCCUUGUCGGGCACGAGGAUGAUGACGCAGCCGCCCCCAUCACCUUCCAAGCCCACCUCCGGGACCACCCCGACCUGCCGCGGUGGCUGCGGUACAUCCAACGUGACCCCCACCAGCCAGCCUACCUCUACGGUUGCCCCACGGCCACCGAGGUGGGCACACACACCAUCGAGGUGCUGGCGUACAACCGGCACACCUACGAGACGGCGGCGCAGCGCCUCGUCAUCACCGUCGUCCCCGCUCCAGGUGGGGACCCGCCGUACCAGGGCGAGUUCCUGGUGGGGAACAGGAACGUGGAGGAGCUGCUGCCGGCGGCCGCGCAGGAGAUCUUCCUCCAGGCCACGGCCGGCGUCUGGGAUCAGGACGACCUCCAUGUCAUCAACAUCACCUCUGCUCUGGACCGGGGCGGCCGCGUCCCGCUGCCCAUCGAGGGGCGCAAGGAGGGAGUGUACGUGAAGGUGGGCUCCCACGGCACCUUCUCGCCGUGCCUGGCGUCGGCCGCCUCGCCGCAGAGCCGAUUCCGCUGCAGCCUGGGCCAGCAGCCCCUCGCCUCCUGCUACGACACCUUCGCCCCCCAUUUCACCAUCCGCUGGUGCAACCUCACCCUGCUGCAGGUUUGGCCCAGCCCCACGGCUUCGGGGCCGGUGUGGGGGUCCGGGGUGCUGGAGGAAGAUGGGGAUUUCCAGCCCCCUACCGAUGCCCCCCCCCAGGACCUGCUGCCCGGGUUCCUGGUGACGCUGCUGGUGCCACUGGCGGUGGCCGUGCUGCUCUGCCUGCUCCUGGGCCACCUCAUGUGCUGCCGCAGGGAGGGAGUGAAAAAACGGGACUCGGAGACAUCUGACAUCCAGCUGGUCCACCACACCACCAUCCACGGUGACACGGAGGAGCUGAGGCACAUGGCCAGCAGCCGGGAUGUCCCACGGCCCCUUUCCACCCUUCCCAUGUUCAACGUCCGCACGGGUCAACGCAUCAACCCCAUGCCCAGUCCUCCGGAUGGUGCCCGCGUCCCCCUCCUCCCGCAGUGAGCCGGGGCGGUGGGUACCCGGGUGACACCAGGAUGAUGCCGGAGGGGGGACAAUCCCAGGGAUGGGGAUGGAUGAAGGGGCAUCAUGAUGCUUUUAGGGGGGGACUUUGCAGGGGAUGAAAGCCCGGCAGCAGGCAGAGCCCAGCCGGACCGGCAGUUGCCCCUCCGGCUGGGUUCUGCCCGCUGCCGGGCUAUUGCCUGGAGCAUUUUUGGGGGGGCUACCAAUACUUGGAGGGGGGGUCAUCGGCAUCCGUAUGUAUCAGUGGGACAAUACAGGACACCUGCAUCCUAUUCCCUUCCCCUCCAGCCUCAUCUGUCCCACCUGGCCUGAUGAAACCCUUAAAUAAGAGGUGUGGGAGCAUUGUAGCUCUUUUUUUAUUUGGGUGGGGGGGCAGAAGGGAAUAGAAGGGGGAAGGAAGGAAAGAAAGAAAGAAAGGUGUUUUCU
Aquila chrysaetos chrysaetos is the source of this 2093-nucleotide messenger RNA. RefSeq names its product sarcoglycan alpha (gene SGCA). Gene Ontology annotation, molecular function: calcium ion binding. Gene Ontology annotation, cellular component: sarcoglycan complex; membrane. NCBI's taxonomy places the organism in Eukaryota, Metazoa, Chordata, Aves, Accipitriformes, Accipitridae. The transcript has 9 exons. The record is from RefSeq and is a predicted model, not a curated record. Bases 120 to 1649 code for a protein of 509 amino acids.